Amphimedon queenslandica is the source of this 1511-nucleotide messenger RNA. RefSeq names its product syntaxin-1A-like. The transcript is spliced from 15 exons. Lineage: Eukaryota; Metazoa; Porifera; Demospongiae; Haplosclerida; Niphatidae. The record is from RefSeq and is a predicted model, not a curated record. Bases 40 to 1005 code for a protein of 321 amino acids. Gene Ontology annotation, cellular component: plasma membrane; SNARE complex; endomembrane system. Gene Ontology annotation, biological process: exocytosis; vesicle fusion; intracellular protein transport. Gene Ontology annotation, molecular function: SNAP receptor activity; SNARE binding.
UCUCGCUCCCUCUUUCCCUCGCCCCUUUCUAUAUCCUUGAUGGCUAACAUUUUUGUUGAUAGGCUCGAAGAGCUUAGGAGAAAAAAUAAGGAAAUAGAAGAGGAUGAGAAAGAGUAUGAGGAAGAUGUGGUGCUUCUUGAGGCUUCUGAAUUGAAUCGGAAAGUAGAUGAGAUUGAGUUGAAGUUGAAUGAAGUUCGCAACCUUCAAGGUGAAAUUGUCACAAACCUAUCAAGUAAAAAUGGAGAUUUGAAAGAGAGGCAUGCAAAGCUUCUGGCAGAGAUCAAGAAGCUGUCACAAACUGUUCAGAAAGGAUUAAAGCGCUUUCAAGAUGACAUUAAACGUGAUGAACUGGGCCCUGAAAGAAAUUCAGCUGAACUAAGAAUAAAGAAAAGUCAUUGUUCUGCCUUGAGCCGUAAACUAAAGGGUAUCAUGUCAACCUAUACUCAGCUGGAGGAACAGCACAAAGAAAAGUGCAAGGAUCUGAUAAAAAGACAAAUGCGAAUAGUUGAUUCUAAAGCUCAUUUAUCUGAUGAAAAAAUUGAAGAAAUGUUGGAGUCAAACGAAGUGUCUGUAUUUACUCAAGAUGUAUUGAUUCAAACAUCUCAAAAGAAACAAGUUCUUGAUGAAGUAGAGGCUCGAAGAACAGAAAUACGUGAACUGGAGCAAAAUUUAAAAGAACUUUACGACAUGUUCUAUGACAUUAUGGUUCUCAUUGAUUCUCAAGGAGACCUUGUUGAUAAUAUUGAAUAUAAUGUUGAAAAAGCAGGAGCCUAUGUUGAAUCUGGUGCAAAAGCAGUAGUUGGUGCAGCUAGAUUGAAGAAAAAGAACACAAGGUUGCGUUGGAUUAUCUGCUGUGUAGUGACCACUAUUAUCAUUGUUCUGGUUAUAGCUGUAGCCAUCAUAGCAGUUGUAGCUGUUUAUCUUCUGAGGGGUAAUAAUACUGACAUUACUGUACAGAAUCCGGUUAACAGAGAACUCUCAGAACUAUCACAAAGCUUCAUAUAAUUUUGCUGCAACAUAAAAUUCAAUGCAAGACCAGCCCCACCCACUAAAAUAUUUUGCGUGGGUGAUGAGCAGAGAGGUAACUAUCCGGAUAAAAACGAUGAUCAGGAUACUAAAUAGACCACGCCCACACACGUGGUCAAUCAUGGGUAGAAAAAAGAAGAAAGGAGAGAGCGGGCUUGCAACCACCUACUACUCACGCAGUCAAGCAAUGAGGAAACUACAGAUAUCAAUGCCUGAAUUCAGGUCAUUAACUAUGAAACAUAGACCACGCCUUUGCUAGGUCACGUGGCUGUUGAUAUAAUAACUUUUAAUUAAUUAGCUUGCUUCCAGCCUCACCUUCAAUAUGGAGAGUUUGUGUUCUCUCUCUCCCUCUUUCUCUCGUCCCUUGAUGGCUGACAUUUUUGUUGAUAGGCUCGAAGAGUUUAGGAGAAGAAAUAAGGAAAUUGAAGAGGAUGAGAAUGAGUAUGAGGAAGAUGUGGUGCUUCUUGAGGCUUCUGAAUUGAAUA